CUGACUGGAUGUUGGAGGACUGAGAGGAGGAGGACUAGCUGUUGCAGUAACAACAUCCUGGAUAUUGGAGCCUGGCGGCGCACAAGGCUACAGAAAUAAAGGAGGAACCAAGACGUUAGGGAGGCGGUGGUAGUAAUCGCAAAUGCCUUAGUGUAAAGAAGCACAGACAUGAACGUGAACUUGGCAGCUUUCAGUCAUUAAUUGUGGAUUUAUGGUCUAUGGCGCCGAUUGAUCCCGAGGCACCGACAAGGUGAUGCAGGAGCGGCAGGACCGGAUCAGUCCGCUACACGGCUGCCAGCUGAAUGCCUUUACUGAAGGGAAACGGCGCAGCACACGUCCAGCGCAGGCCGGCGUGAUCUUUCAUUAAAACAGGACAGUAUGUAGAGAGGAUCAGCAAGCAGCUGCUAUACCCCCGUGUUUACUUUCAUUAUUGUAUCGGCUCUCAAUAUCGCUCUCCGGCUAAGGAGUCACUGCCACGGCAUCAAGCGGAUCAGGCCUGGGCUGAAACACCGUGCGCACUUCGCGAUAUUUACCGUGGAAAGCGCGUAAUGUGACGCGAACUUCUAUCGUUAACGAGCAUAACAAAAGCACCUAGUGCUAUUUCAUUGUGUUUACUAUCCGCUCGUCCAGUUUUCUGUAUAUUUACUAGGGUUGCGAUACAGUUUUCUCUUCUUCUUAUCAAACUGCUUUCCCCCAUCAACAACAGAUUUUUUUAUUGAUAGUUUAAGAUAAAUAACACGCCUAACGGAGGUGAGGGUGGACUCGCCGUUUACCGUGAAGAUAACGACUCGACCCAACCCGCCUUGACACAGAGAAGCGAGGAUCAUGGAUCGGAAUGAUAAAAAGACCCUCACGAGCAAGUGGAAUCAGUUGUGAUCUACUGGACAACUCCAUUUCUAAGAGAUAAGCAGACGUUCGCAGUCAAGCUCUCAUUACCGCAAUGAGAUAAUAGUGUGGCUCACACAAAAACAACCUUGACGCUUAUCCCACCAGAUUCCAGUUCAUCGUCAAAAUAUGACCACGCCGGCUCUAUUGCCACUAUCGGGACGUAGGAUACCUACCCUCUCGCCAGGUGCCUCCUCAUUCCCCCAUCACAGAGCCACCUUGCGGCUCUCAGAGAAAUUCAUCCUCCUCCUCAUCCUCAGUGCCUUCAUCACCUUGUGCUUCGGAGCAUUUUUCUUCCUCCCGGACAAUUCCAAACACAAGCGCUUUGACUUCGGUUUGGAGGACGUAUUGAUACCACACAUCGAGUCGGAGAAGGAGGCCAGGCACAGCAGCAGACAGGGCAUACAUGGCGUGGGAGCUCACGACGAGCAUCGACACAGGGAGGAAGAGGAGAGCCUUCGUGACAAGAUCCGGGCAGAUCACGAGCGGGCACUGCAGGAGGCCAAGGAAAAGCUCCGUAAAUCCAAAGAGGAGCUGAAGGCAGAGAUCCAGACAGAGAAGACCAAGGUAGUCGAGGACCUGAAGAAGAAAGAUGGACCCAAACCACUGCCUCCAGUACCUAUGCCCAAACUAGUAGGGGUCAAAGAUGGUGACCCAGGGGACCCUGACACCAAGGAAAAAAGGGACAAAAUCAGAGAGAUGAUGAAACACGCAUGGGACAGCUACAGGCAAUAUGGCUGGGGCCACAACGAGCUCAAACCCAUCGCCAAGAAAGGACAUUCCACCAAUAUCUUCGGUAAUUCCCAGAUGGGGGCCACUAUAGUAGACGCCCUGGAUACCCUUUACAUAAUGGGCCUCCACGAUGAGUUUAAGGAUGGCCAGGAGUGGAUCAAGCAAAACUUGGAUUUCAGUGUGAAUGCAGAAGUAUCUGUCUUUGAGGUCAACAUCCGCUUCAUUGGAGGGCUUCUGGCUGCAUACUACCUCUCCGGACAGGAGGUUUUUAAGGUGAAGGCUGUCCAGCUGGCAGAAAAGCUGCUUCCUGCCUUCAACACCCCAACAGGCAUCCCUUGGGCCAUGGUUAAUUUGAAGAGUGGAGUGGGGCGUAACUGGGGCUGGGCGUCAGCUGGAAGCAGUAUUCUGGCUGAGUUUGGGACGCUGCACAUGGAGUUUGUGCACCUGACGUAUCUGACUGGAAACCCUGCCUACUAUCAGAAGGUGAUGCACAUACGGAAGCUGCUGGCUAAGAUGGACCGACCCAAUGGGCUUUACCCCAACUACCUGAACCCACGCACUGGACGCUGGGGCCAGCAUCACACCUCAGUAGGUGGGUUGGGUGAUAGUUUCUAUGAGUACCUGUUGAAGGCCUGGCUGAUGUCUGAUAAAACGGACACAGAGGCACGCAAGACGUACGAUGAUGCCAUCGAGGCAAUUGAGCGCCACCUCAUCCGUAAGUCCAAUGGUGGCCUUACUUUCAUCGGGGAGUGGAAAAACGGCCACUUGGAGCGUAAGAUGGGUCACCUGACUUGCUUUGCUGGGGGUAUGUUUGCCCUGGGGGCUGAUGGGUCGCCAGAUGAUAAAGCUGGACACUAUCUGCAGCUCGGAGCAGAGAUUGCACACACCUGCCAUGAAAGCUACGAUCGCACUGUGCUGAAGCUCGGCCCAGAAGCCUUUAAGUUCGACAGUGGGUUGGAAGCCGUGGCUGUGAGACAGAAUGAGAAAUACUAUAUCCUGAGGCCUGAGGUCAUCGAGACGUACUGGUACAUGUGGAGAUUUACCCACGACCCCAAAUACAGGCAGUGGGGUUGGGAAGCAGCGCAGGCUAUAGAUAAAUACUGCCGAGUGAGCGGAGGAUUCUCUGGUGUUAAAGACGUCUACUCCUCCAACCCCACCUAUGAUGAUGUCCAGCAAAGCUUCUUCCUGGCGGAAACCCUCAAGUAUCUCUAUCUACUUUUCUCCAGCGAUGAGCUGCUGCCUCUUGAGAACUGGGUGUUCAACACGGAGGCCCAUCCUCUGCCCGUCCUGCACCUGGGCAACAUCACCCUGCCUGGCAGCGAGACCCAGCGGUAGAGCGGACUCACCGGGGGGGCGCUCUCCCCCUCGCUCGCCCCGUUUCUAAACAUCUCCCUCCUUGUGAAAGACAGCAGCUGCCAGUGCAAAGGAGAGGAGAGAACUUAUACCCACCAACCCCUGUCUCCUCCUGGACCGUGAAUCAUGGGACUGCAGUGAACGGAGGGGACUGGAACAGACCCAUCUCUCUUUAUCUAUGUCUCUCUCAUAUAUUCUCUGAAGGACAGACUGCCGGAUUGAUCAUGUGUCUCUCUCUUGUGGCCGCAGGUCUGACAUGUUCGUACACACUGUAUAUGCAUUGGCAGACUAAAAGACCCUCUGAAAUGGAUGUUUGUUUCUCACUGGGGAAGGAUUUUAACAAGUUAAUAUGUACCCCCCCCCCACCCCCCACUCUCUGUAUAAUUCGGUGGCAUUUCAUAUCAUCAGCUCAGCUCUAAAUCAAAAUGAUGGAUAAAUGUUUGUUUUGUUUUUUGGACCAGACUGCCUUCAGAGCCUUUGACUCUCUGAGCUGGGCUUCUGGAGAUGGCAGAUGUUGGAUGUGACCUGUGAAAUCUUUCUCCAGCUGAGGCUGAAUUUAGGCCAGAGGCACCAGGAAUGUUCUUUUCACCUGGAUUUCUCUUCAGACAGUCUCUCCGAGGUCUCUUUGUUAAGGUUAGGGGGUAAAAAGGGACACAUGCUGCUAUCGAACAGCUGCUGCCUGUGACACGGUCACCACCGUCAUUCCAGAAACCUUCACUUUCUGCAUCGUUCCAUUCCCAUCUUCUUCUUUUUUUUUUUUCCAUCCAUUGUGAAUGCCCAGAGUGUCAUUCAUACUGCAUUCUGAAAAAAGGAUGGGCUGGUGUUUGGUUAUGCAUCACAAUGAAUCACCACUUGAAGAGACUGUAUCAUGUGGAGAGAAAUCACAGUGCUCUAGAUGCUAAUGUUCACGGCAGUCACCAUUUGUUUUCAUUUGUCGAUUGUGCCGCUCUGUUAGACCAGACCAGAUUCUUUCAACAGCCAAGGUUUACCACUAAUCGUAGCCAACGAGCUAGAGAUUUAUAUAUAUGGGGUUAAGAGUUCAUAAACACACUGUGUGCCCUUUACAAGAAACCUAGAGUAAAUAAACAAUGCAAGGAUUUGAAAGGCCAUUGCAUAACAACUAAGCCCAUGAUGUAUGAUGUUGGGAAUACUCCCGAAUGCUUUUUGUCAUUUCAGUUUCUGGAUGUGUCUUCUUUAGUCAAAUGCAUAUCUCUGAGUUUUAACAUGACUUAUUCAGUCCUGGACAUGUUUUCUGAAACACGGUGGUGGUAGCCAGAUUUCUGAUAUCAGAUGACUAAACACAACCUGCAGCCAAUCAUAUUGAAGAAUUUUGUUUGUUUGUAUUUUUUUUUUUUUUGGUUUAAUGACCUUUAAUGAAUAUUGAUUCAGUCUCUUUAGAAGAUGUGCUCAGCCUUAUGCUUUCAGACUCGAGUUGUUUUUUUGUUUGUUUUUUAUCUUCAAGUGUGUAAAAUGGCACAUCCACCGAAGAUUUCAUGUAGUCGACCAGAAGGAAAGCUAAUUAUUUUCUCAUCUUGGUUAAUGAAGAAACUGUGAGAAUUAGUGUGUCAGGAAGACUCAAGCACCACUGAUGGGAUGCUGGGUGCCAUCGAUCAGCCCCCCUUAAGGGUCUUUCACUUUAUAUCCCGUCAUUUCAGUUCCUCAGUUCCUAAAGCUCUCAUCUGAGUGUGUGUGAGAGAUGUGUCCUCCCCUCUAGAUGGCAGCAGUGGUGUCCUGCUGCCCCUGAAUGGCAUUUCUUUUCUUUUCUUUUCUCCCAGUAACAUGACUGACUUAAUGGUGAGUGAAGCCCGGGCCAAAACUCUUCCCAGUUGUUGGUGGGUGGGUUUUGACAAAGCUGUGCUCUGUAUUUGUAUUUUUACUGAACAAAAAAAUAUAUAAUAAUUGUAAAUAUGUUUAAAAUGCCACACAAAUUCAAUAAAGAUGUUACAAGAAA
Messenger RNA from Carassius gibelio (silver crucian carp), 4921 nucleotides. RefSeq names its product mannosyl-oligosaccharide 1,2-alpha-mannosidase IB. Bases 1015 to 2952 code for a protein of 645 amino acids. The transcript is spliced from 14 exons. Lineage: Eukaryota; Metazoa; Chordata; Actinopteri; Cypriniformes; Cyprinidae. Gene Ontology annotation, cellular component: extracellular exosome; Golgi membrane; endoplasmic reticulum. Gene Ontology annotation, biological process: N-glycan processing; carbohydrate metabolic process. Gene Ontology annotation, molecular function: calcium ion binding; mannosyl-oligosaccharide 1,2-alpha-mannosidase activity. The record is from RefSeq and is a predicted model, not a curated record.